Syngnathoides biaculeatus (alligator pipefish) is the source of this 1523-nucleotide messenger RNA. RefSeq names its product tubulin folding cofactor C (gene tbcc). Gene Ontology annotation, cellular component: cytoplasm. NCBI's taxonomy places the organism in Eukaryota, Metazoa, Chordata, Actinopteri, Syngnathiformes, Syngnathidae. Gene Ontology annotation, molecular function: tubulin binding. The transcript has 2 exons. The record is from RefSeq and is a predicted model, not a curated record. Bases 363 to 1394 code for a protein of 343 amino acids. Gene Ontology annotation, biological process: post-chaperonin tubulin folding pathway; tubulin complex assembly.
GUAAGGACGAUUAAUAAAUUCGGCUUAGCCUCGAGAAACGGGAUCAUAUCCAUCCAUCCCAAUUUCUGUACUGCUUAUCCACAGGAUAACAGGUCUCAUAUUUUUAAAACGAAAAAAAUAGUUAUUUUUUUCUCCUGAGGAUCCUUACACGCCUCCAUUUUGUCCUCGUCAAAGAGCACUCGUCAUGUUUUACAUCAGAUAUUAAAGUCGGUUAGUCGUAGUUGUUGCUCCACUUACAAAACACGCGCGCUGCUCUUCCAACGCACGUACGACAGGUUAAGUGCCGCCGUCUGGAGCAGAGGGCGCCAGCGGCCACUAAAACAAGCGAAGAAGAAUCGUUGACGUCAUCGUGGAACGACAACAUGGAAGCGGCCGAUGAAGUGAGUCAGGUGGAGGAGUCGGAGAGCCGUAACGGCGCGCUUAAAAUGAAGAAGCGGCUAGAGAAGCUUCACAAAGCGAGGCUGGAGGAUGCGGAGCGUCGGAAAGAAGCCAAAGAGAACCACACGGUGGACAAGGAGAGCGUGGACUACUUCUUCAGUACAUUCAACGUUGAGCGGGGGGCCGUCGAGGAGCUGCUGUGCGGCUGCUUGGGCGCGGACGAAAAGGCGGUGGCGCAGAGGCUGGAGGAGGCUACGAGCAAAACGGUACAGUUGCAAAAGUUCCUCAACGACAGCAUGGUUUUCCUGACCACUUACGACCAGCGGAAAGCUCAGGUGGCCCUCCAGAAGCUCCAGACGUCCCUCAAUGAGACGAGAGAGCAGGCGUUGCCCAAGAAGAAGUUCGGGUUCCGGGGUCGCACCAAGGCGACCCCAGCCUCCGCCACGGUGGAGGACCCUGUUGUCUCCCCACCUGCAGAUCACGGCGCCUCACACGUGGAUGGAGAUCCUCCUAGUAUACAGUGCACUUUCUCGAACAUGAGCAACAUGGUCCUCACAAAGACCUCUGAGGAGAUCACGAAGGAGGACGUGCUCUUGUCCCACCUGUCCAACUGCAAGGUGCGACUGUACGGCACACCUGGGACCCUGCACCUCAAGCACAUUGACCGCUGCGAGAUCCUGUGCGGCCCGGUGUCCACCUCUGUGUUCGUGGACCGCUGCGAGAGCAGCACCCUGGCUCUGGCCUGCCAGCAGCUGCGAACCCACAACACCAAGAACACUCGAGUCUACCUGCACGUCACCAGCCGUGCCAUCGUGGAGGACUGUCACGGCGUCAGUUUUGCGCCGUACUCCUGGUCUUAUCCUAACCUGGAGGAGGACUUCCGCACGGCCGGCUUGGACCCGAAGCGGAACAACUGGGACCAGGUGGCCGACUUUAAUUGGCUGGCCGCGGGGACGCCGUCACCCAACUGGACGGUUAUUCCCGAAGGUGACCGGAAGACCACAUGGGACCUCUAGGAUCCCUCCAGUGCCUUUAACUCCCAAGCGUUGCCAUUAUCCAACUCCAAAAUGGUGGGAUAUGUACAAAAAAAAGCUGCAAUAAAUGUUGUCAUUGAUUAUUUAAUAAAUGUUACCUAAAUGUGUAAA